Biomphalaria glabrata is the source of this 577-nucleotide messenger RNA. RefSeq lists its product as uncharacterized. Gene Ontology annotation, cellular component: membrane. The record is from RefSeq and is a predicted model, not a curated record. Bases 1 to 468 code for a protein of 155 amino acids. The transcript has 3 exons. Lineage: Eukaryota; Metazoa; Mollusca; Gastropoda; Planorbidae.
AUGGCUGUACUGAACACCAUGCUCUACUCUGAGGUCCAGCGGUCGUCACUGGUCUGCAAGGAGGUCACCAACAUAUCCACCACCAGCAAGAAACUGUCCACAGUGGUCCUGUUCAUCGUCCUGGCCCACAUGGCCUGCAGCUUCCCCAGGUGUAUGGUGGCCGUCUAUAACAUGGUCCACGCAAGAGAGGGUCAUGGAAGUUCAAGUAAUGGUCACCACUGUGCCCCGGAAAUCAAAUCACGUACCUACACUUGUAUCACAAUCGCUGCCAACAUCUUGAAUGUAUUCAACAGCUGUCUUAACAUUGUCAUCUAUUGUGGCCUCGGGUCAAAGUUCAGACAAGAGAUGAAACUUUACUUCGGGGGCUGCUGGCGCCGGAACCGGGUGGCACCUACAACCUGUGUCGUCGUCGUGGCCUCGCUGGAAACAAAGAUGCCUGCUAGCAACGCCAGAACGGUCACGUCCUGAGAUUUGAGCUCGGUCCUGGAACUAUAAAAAAAAACACCAAACAUAACUAGACAUACAUGUUGAUGCAUAGGAAAAAAAAACGCGCUCACUAGAUACGUCAAUAAAAUGU